AUGCAGCGCACGUCUCGCCGGCAAACAGCUGCGUUUUCGUUCCCUCCGUUUUCCUCUCCAACGCCUCUCGAUGCUUCGUCUUGCUCGUCUCAGUCUCCCUUUUCGUCUCCGCCGGUCGUCUUCACGCAGGGGACGAGCGAUCGACGAGCUCCCACGGGCCUCCAUGCGCGGUCCGGCCAAGGCCCAGGAGCGCCGCUGUGGGGUCUCUCGCUUUCUUCUCCCUUCUCCAGACUGGCGCCGUCUCCUUCCUUUUCUCCGUCCUUCUCGGCUUGUGCUCCCGCAGCUUCGGUUUCCGUUUCUCUGCACGCGGCCACCCUGUUGCGUCCCCGGUCUCCCUCUCUGCAUGUGGGGGCGAGCCGCUUCGCUUCUUGUCUGGUUUCGCCAAGAGCCGCAGGCGACGCUCUCGGCGCCGCGCCGCCUUUCUCGUCUGCUUGCCUUCUUGGGCCUUCGCGCAGCCUCGCCUCCAGUCCCGCUUUCGCCCUUCGUCCGGCGGCUUGCCAAUGGGCCUCUGGCAAGAGAGACGACAGGGUGUCAUUGGACGCAGCGGAGGCGCCGUCCGAGUGCGUGCGCUCCUUUGCACGCUCCCCGCAGAAACGGGCAAACCUCCAGGAGGCUGUCACCUCUUUAGGAGAGACGAGGGCGGAGGAGGCCGAGCAAACGGAGAAGGCCAAGCAAACGGAGAAGGCCAAGCAGGAAGAAGGCACAGGCGAAGGCCUGCCACGGCGACUCCUAGUUCCCCGCCGCAAGCUCGACAAAGAGCCGCACUUAAGGCAGUACCGCCCUUCAGUUGUUGAUGGAGGCCAUGGCCUGGCGGAGACUCGCCCCUAUCGCGUCGUCGCCCUCUUCCGCCCGGACAUGCCUCUCCCGAACAUCAAGGAGGCUGUGCGCCCUUACGUGGACCAGCUUCAACAGUGGCGUUGCCGAAACCUGCGCGUCACCUAUCGAGGCUACCGCCGACUGGCGUACCGGGUGAAGAAGAAGGACAGUGCUCACGUGGUGGAGAUGACGUUCGAUCUCCUGCCUUCUGCGGUUCACUACUUGCAUGUGAAGCUGAAUCUGGACGACAACAUCAUCAGAUUUAUGAUUUUGAAGAAUCCGCCGCUUCCCCGAAGCAUCGUGAAGAGACGCCACACGAUUCCACCCGAGGAGUUCGAGGAGCUCGUCAGAUACAGCGGCCUCCCAGAGCCCCGAUCUUGA
Molecule: messenger RNA, 1197 nt
Organism: Neospora caninum
Lineage: Eukaryota; Apicomplexa; Conoidasida; Eucoccidiorida; Sarcocystidae
Product: putative ribosomal protein S6
Exons: 4
Coding region: 1-1197 (398 amino acids)
Biological process (GO): translation
Cellular component (GO): ribosome
Molecular function (GO): structural constituent of ribosome; small ribosomal subunit rRNA binding
Source: RefSeq, a predicted model, not a curated record